CCCUGGGCGGGUGAAGCCAGACCUGCAGGCGGGCGGCUAGGAGCUGCCCAGAUACUGGCCUGUGGGAGGAGGCGGGACCACUGGGGGCCUGGGAGCUGCCGGCCUGAGGCGCCAUAGGGUGGCUCCCGAGGUGAGUGGAGCCUCCGCGUCCCGUGGGCGCGGGGAGGGCCCUGCAGCUCUUCCUCUGGGCUGCGUGACUUGCACUAGGUGAAGGCUUAACUGCCUCUGGUUAAAUCUGUAUGAAGAUAAAACACUGUUCCCAUGGAGCCUCACAAGGGGCGGAGGCAGUGGCGAGGGCCCCGUGGAGGCUUUGGGACGCUGCUGGCCUCCUGCAGGCACCAGGCUCCCCCGGGGACACCGCCCGGGCUCCGGGCUCCAGGCCUCACUCCGCGGCCAGUACAGCCCCUCCCAAGCGUGCCUCACCGGACAGUGCCCCCGGGGCCUAUGUUUCCUCCUGGGCAUGCCGUCCCCCGUCCCUCUGCUUCCUGGGGUGAGGCCCCCCGUGCCCCCCGGGGCUCCCGCAGCCGUCACUUGGGGGACCCGCACCCCAGCCGCUCGCUGUCACAUCCACUGGCCGAGCCGCCUGCUGUGCCUGGACAUCACACCCCAUGCCCUGCAUGGAGCCCGGCCUGUCGUCCUCAGGACCCUCUGGACGCAGAGACCCCGGGGGUCUCCGUGGAGGCUGUAGAAGUGGCCCAGCUGCACGGUGUCCCCUGCUAUGUUCUCAACCCCCAUACGGUCCCCUUGGGUCCACGGCCAUCUGCUGUGAUGGCUGUGGUGGCAGCAGCAUCAGUGAGCGAUGAGGGACCUCAGCUGGCUUCGCGCGGGGACUGGCGCACUCACUUCUUCUCCAGGCUGGUGGUGCAUCUGGUCCUGGAGGUCUGUGCGCAGGCGCUCCCGGGCAGUGCUGUCUGCAUGGGAAACCGCUGUCCCAGGCCCAGGGCCACCGUGCAGCCUGCACUGCGUGUGUGACCUGCGCCCCGGCUGGGCGCCAAGGCCUUGCCUGGCCUGGGGGUGCCCCCAGGAGUCUCAU
Messenger RNA from Eubalaena glacialis (North Atlantic right whale), 1033 nucleotides. Its product is annotated as nematocyst expressed protein 3-like. The transcript is spliced from 2 exons. NCBI's taxonomy places the organism in Eukaryota, Metazoa, Chordata, Mammalia, Artiodactyla, Balaenidae. The record is from RefSeq and is a predicted model, not a curated record. The coding region runs from base 262 to 972 and encodes 236 amino acids.